Patiria miniata (bat star) is the source of this 2286-nucleotide messenger RNA. RefSeq lists its product as uncharacterized. Lineage: Eukaryota; Metazoa; Echinodermata; Asteroidea; Valvatida; Asterinidae. The coding region runs from base 271 to 873 and encodes 200 amino acids. The record is from RefSeq and is a predicted model, not a curated record. The transcript is spliced from 3 exons.
UGGUUGGAGAGCACUUGAACCUUCUUUGAAGGCUACUGACUAGGAUCCUGGCUGCGAGUUUUGGAGCCAUAAUACCCUACACUGCCCUGACCUCUUACUUUGUAGAGACCCAGACCAGAGCCCCUAUAGAGCUGACAGGCUGACGCUGGAAGCCAUGCUGGAGGAGACUAGAGAUAGGCCUAAGAUCAAGCUGGGCAUCCGCAAAUGCAAGAAUGCAUGGGGACAAUCGCCAACAAGUGUGACUGCCAAGGCCGUGCUGGUUUCCAGUAAAUGCUUGCGAAGGAGAUCGAGAGACCACUUGGCUUAGCUCCAGCACCUUCUGCGGCCCUCACCUGGAGACCUCUUACCCAGAGACAUAUAGACUGGAUCAUACAGGUGGAGCUAGAGGGGACCCAUGCUGGAGGGAGCCCAUGCUGGAGGGGGCCUACGCUGGAGGGAGCCCACACUGGAGGGAGCCCACGCUGGGGGGGACCCACGCUGGAGGGGACCCACACUGGAGGGGACCCACGCUGGAGGGAACCCACGCUGGAGGAAGCCCACGCUGGAGGGGACCCACGCUGGACGGGACCCACGCUGGAGGGGACCCACGCUGGAGGGAACCCACGCUGGAGGGAACCCACGCUGGAGGGAACCCACGCUGGAGGGAACCCACGCUGGAGGGAACCCACGCUGGAGGGGACCCACGCUGGAGGAAGCCCACGCUGGACGGGACCCACGCUGGACGGGACCCACGCUGGAGGGGACCCACGCUGGAGGGAACCCACGCUGGAGGGGAUCCACGCUGGAGGGGAUCCACGCUGGAGGGGAUCCACGCUGGAGGGGACCACAGGCACAAGACCAGGGGAAUGUGGUAACUGUUUACUUCUUUCUUGAAUGUAAAAAUAUAUCCUAGUUCGGUGUUGAUUUGCAUUGUUUAAGUAUUAACAGUGGCGGAUCAGAUGGGCAGAAUGGGAAGUGCAUUCAUCUUGUCUGUUUUCCUUUUUUUUCACUUCACUUGUGAUAUAUUCAAGACAGAAACUUUUCAACCACAUUGAAUAGCAAGUACAAUGUGCCCUGCUUGAAUGUUCAGGUUUGCAUCCUUUAUUGGCACCCCCCUCAUUUCUGUAAAUGUUGGAUCCGCCACUGAAUAACAUAGUAAUAUUUCUUUUAAUAUGUUUUUGGUAUUAAUCAUAUGUUAUGUGACACAGUAUGUCAAAACCAUGUUGUAUUAUCAAAUUUCAGAAAAAAGGGGUCUUUGUAAGAGUGAAGUCUAUAGAUGUAUCUCUUAUAAGACAUAUUAAGAAAAGUACGUUGUCAUUUGCACAACGCCAUUGUGCACGGUGAGACAAAAUGUUCUGAACACGUGCGCAUGUUACUCAAAUUUUCUGAAUUGAAAAAUUGAAAAAAGGUGCAGCCGAUGAGCGUCAAGAACAUUUGAAUCCAAAAUGCCGAGAUGCAUGUGGCAAUCUGUAGUCGCAUCAUUUGAGAGAGACCUAUAUGUCACUAAUAUUGCAGUAACUGAAAAUUGACUUCUUGCCCAAAUGUGCCUGAAUUUGACAUACCACGUCACAUAUAUAUGCUCUAUCAACUGAUAUUCCUGCCGUAAUUUGUGCAAAUUAAGUUGUUUUGUACAUUAAGGGUAAAAUGUACAUUGGGGAAAAAUGACUUGGUUUUGUGAAUUCAAAAAAAUCUGCUCAUUAAACAGGUACUUGAGAAACGUUUGCUCAUUGGCUAAUGCUAUUUACAAUACCACAAUAUCCAAAAAUUGAAAGGGGUAUUCCUGCCUGAAAUCCCCCAAAAUGUCAUGUUUUGUAUUGUUUACUUUUUUAAGGUCUGAUUGCAAGGAAACUAACCUUAUGCCUUACCGUCCCCUUAUGUCUUAACAUCUGAUGUGAAGGCAUAUACGCAUACGUUAAUCCUGUCCGGUCCAUUCAACGUUCAAUACACAGUGUGUGUCACAUAAACUACACAGAGCACCAACACAAAUGUUUUUUUCUGACGCAUCCACAGCUUGAUUUUCGAAAACAAAAUAUUGACCCCGGAAAUUUGUUCUCGCACGGUUCUUGCAAGAAUAACACAAACGCAGCCAGUUUUUAAUGGAUGCUUGUGUGGAAGUUUAUAUUUUACUUUUACUGUUCUUGCCAUUUAAUUGUAUCCAAAAGUGUUUUGUAGCCAAGUGGGUGCAUUCCAGGCGGUAAUGUGCCAUUAACCAUAACCCCUUGGGUAUUGUAAAUAGAAAGUAUCCUGAAUCCGCCAAAAUCCAUCAGUUUUGUCAUGCAAACAAAUGUUGGUAUCCAGUGAGUCCAG